UGAACAGGUGCCAGCUCUCACACUGGCCCCCUAUCAUGACACAGAGGUGGGACCCAUGAUCGAUAAUGAAGCGAUGCAAGCAUUUGGAUCUUUAAAAGAACCUCAGAGGCUGAGUUCUUUCACACAGCUGAUUACCUGCGAGUAAACAGUUGAGGUGAGAAGAUGAAGCCUGUACAGGUGGUUGCAUUGACUCUACUGUCUGUUGUUGCGAUCGGCGCUCAGGUCUUGAGGUUGGGCAAAUGUCCCCAGCCUGCUGUUCAGGCCAACUUUGAUGCCAACAGGUACAUUGGGAAAUGGUAUGAGAUUCAUAAGUUGCCCACAAGCUUCCAGAAAGGCCAGUGUGCCACUGCUAACUACACCCUGCUGAGUCCUGGAGUCAUCGAGGUCCUGAACACCGAGCUUCUCGAUAAUGGAACCGUUAACGCCAUCGUCGGCUCUGCCAAAGUCAAGGACCCCGCUGAGCCUGCCAAGCUUGAGGUCUCCUUCAACAACUCUCCUCCCGGGCCCUACUGGGUUCUGUCCACCGACUACGACGGUCACUCUCUGGUCUAUGGCUGCACCGACUACGGCCUGUUCCGCGUGGAGCUGUCCUGGAUCCUGAGCAGGAAGCCCACCCUCUCUAAGGAGACCCUCGAGAAGCUCCACGCCAUCCUGUACUCUGUCGGAGUCAGCGUGGAAAACAUGGUCCCCACCAACCAGGACGAGACUUACUGCAGCCCAGUGAACCAGUGAACCAGUUAACAGACGCUCCUACUUCAGCCCAGAGGACUGUGAGGCAGGGGACACAAUGAUUACAUGCAAAGACAAUGCAACAAUAAAGCUGUGUAAAGAAAA
Messenger RNA from Oreochromis aureus, 834 nucleotides. RefSeq names its product apolipoprotein D-like. Bases 163 to 732 code for a protein of 189 amino acids. NCBI's taxonomy places the organism in Eukaryota, Metazoa, Chordata, Actinopteri, Cichliformes, Cichlidae. The record is from RefSeq and is a predicted model, not a curated record. Gene Ontology annotation, molecular function: lipid binding. The transcript is spliced from 5 exons. Gene Ontology annotation, biological process: lipid transport; tissue regeneration; brain development.